AUGGCCGCCGUGCCCGGCUGGAAUUUGCUCAAAGGCAAGACUGCCGCCAUCACCGGUGGCACCACUGGAAUUGGUCGGGCCAUUGUUUUGGCAUACAUCACGCAAGGAUGCAAUGUUGCCGUCAACCAUCUGGGUCUUCCGCAGGAUGAGCUGCACCGUCACAGCCUUCUCGAGGAGGUCAAGGCGAUCAAGAGCAAGGGUAUCAAGGCGGGUGAAAUCCUGGAGCUCCCGGGCGACGUGACAAACCCCGAGACCAGCACCAACCUGGUCAAACAGGCUGUGUCGCAAUGGGGGAAGCUGGAUAUCUUUGUCGCCAAUGCGGGUGUCUUCAAGGAAGCAGAGUUCCUCAAGAUUGAGCCGUCCCUCCUUGAUCACAGCGUUGACGUGAACGUCAAGGGCUGCUUCUAUUCCUGUCAGGCUGCCGCUCGCCAGAUGGUGGAGCAAGGCCAUGGCGGUUCGAUUAUCGGUAUUUCCUCUGUGAGCGCUCUAGUCGGCGGCGGUUUCCAAACCCAUUACACCCCUACAAAGGCUGCCAUUCUCUCUAUGAUGCAGUCCAUGGCAGUUGCCCUUGGCAAAGACAAGAUCCGAUGCAAUGCCCUCAUGCCCGGCACUAUUGCUACUCAGCUGGCCGACCACGACAUGAAGAAUCCUACCAAGAAGGCUGCGCUUGAAGAGCGUAUCCCUCUUGGCCGUAUCGGCGACCCGGAGGAUAUGGCAGGCCCGGCGGUUUUCCUGGCCUGCGAGGAGAUGAGUCGUUAUGUGAAUGCCACGGGAUUGCUGGCUGACGGUGGAAUGUUCAGUAAAUUGCAGUAG
Aspergillus puulaauensis is the source of this 813-nucleotide messenger RNA. RefSeq names its product SDR family NAD(P)-dependent oxidoreductase. Gene Ontology annotation, molecular function: oxidoreductase activity, acting on the CH-OH group of donors, NAD or NADP as acceptor. Lineage: Eukaryota; Fungi; Ascomycota; Eurotiomycetes; Eurotiales; Aspergillaceae. Bases 1 to 813 code for a protein of 270 amino acids. The record is from RefSeq and is a predicted model, not a curated record. The transcript has 2 exons.